UACCCUAACACUUCUAUCAACCAAAUAAAAAUAAACAAAAAUUCAACUUAUUCAUUGGUAUGCUGCUCCUGCUGCGCUGAGCUCCACUCGGCCACGACCGUCCUGUUCGGCUUCACUCGAGAGAGUGAGCGAUUACCGUGAGUGAGUGACCGAUGAGUGAGCGAGAGUGAGCGAUGAGAGUGAGAGAGUGACCGCCGGAACGCGAUAUAGCGCCAUCUGCGGUGUAAAGCGCUAACCUCCAAACAAGCGCGGGAUAUACCGGAUGGGCCCGCAGCGUCGAAACUGCGCAGUUAUCCCCGCUAGCGUUGAGUUCGCCUGGUUUUAUUUUUCGCCUCAUCGCUGCAAGCAACGACAAUGAACACUGACCAAGAAGAGGCAGUACUGCUAGGCUUGUUGGCAAGCACUUUUCUGGCGAUGCAUGAAGCGGAGAAGCAUUCGCAGAAGAGACGACGCCAGCGGCGGUGGUGGGUUCGUCCAGCUUUGCAAGAGCGCCAAAAGCUUGGUCACGCCACCAAACUACUACCCCUUCUGCGAGAUCGCGACGUGGAGUACUACCGACAGUAAGUUGAGAUGUAGUGUUAUUCGUGAAAACAAUAAAUUACUGGAAAUCGGAUACCUCGAUGUGGUGUUGGCUGUACGUAAUGUAUUUUGUAUUCGUAGGUACCUAAGGAUGCCUCCACGUACUUUCGACACGCUCGUGCAGCUUGUCGGACCCCACAUUCGGAAGAAAGACACUAAUUUCCGGAAAGCAAUCAGCCCCGAGCACCAGCUUGCGCAAACUGUCAGGUAAGAUGUCCAAAACAUACGUGCAUGUCACUGUCGAGGACGUCUCGUGUUCUCUGUGAAAUGAAACAUAAGAAGCGUUCGUUUCAGAUUUGCCCGUGGUAUCAGUGACCCUACCGCCGUGUCUUCUUGGAAAUGCGUUAAUUAACGAAAAUUUGUCUAGCGCAGUGAACGGCUUUUAAGGGUGACAGGUAAUAUUAUACCUGUCGUUUAAGUUGAGCAGGUAAUGUUAAAAGUACGGUUCUCAGAAGCAGUGUUUCUUUAGCAUAGGAACCUCUAUUGUUGUUUUAUAGCAUCAGAGGACGAAUGUUUAUGUCGCUACGUUCCUAUUGUUUGUAGCGUUGAGAAACUGGGCCUGUUUAUCAUUAUACAUUACAUACUCAUGUAUGCUCCUUUGCUUUCAUUGGUUUUGAGCAACAUGCUACCUAUGUCGGAGCCACAUAAUUUGCCAGACAAUUUGCAAUGCAACGUCCUUGUAAAGUUGUUAUUGACUUCCUUUAAGCAUGCAUAUUUUCCCAUUUAGUUAAUUUUGCACCCCCACGGAAAUGUGUACACUCUCUGAAUUUGUUUAUGUAUUUAUUUCGUACAAGUUCUUGGCUGCAGGGGAAACUCUCCGCUCAUCUUGUUUCAGUUUCCUAAAUGGACGCUCGACAGCGUGUGGCAUUGUGUCGUCGGUGUGCCAGGUGCUUUGGGAUGUCCUUGGACCUUUAUAUGUUGCCUGUCCAUCAAGUGCAGAUGAGCGGCCACAGGUAAAUACCAUAUAAUAAACACGUUUUUGAUACAUAUAUUUUUAUUGUGAUUGCGCAUACAUUACUUACAUGUCACCUCUGCAAUGGUCGUUUUCAUCAAUGUGCCUAUUGCUCACAGGACAGCGAUAUGCAUUAAUUCUCAUGUCAUCUAUGCUCAUCUUUCAGAUUGCAAGCGACUUUGAGGAACGGUGGAACAUGCCCCACUGUGUGGGCGCAAUUGAUGGAAAACAUGUUGCUAUCGAAUGCCCCUCAAAAUCAGGAAGUGAGGACUACGACUACAAAAACUGUUUCAGUAAAUCACUGCUUGCUAUCAGCGACGCCUGCUACAGGUACAUACUCAUAAUCGAUGCAUUACUGGUGGUAACAUUAAUCAUGGACAGCAGCAUGCAGUACAGUUAUGUUCAGUUUGAGGUACUAAUCAACAGUGUACUGAUAAUUGUUCUUCAGUAAAAGGCAUUUAUGCUUAGAUGUAUGUUAAAGAGCCCCAGCUAGGUCAGCAUUAAUCCGGAGUUCCCCAUUAUGGCAUACCUUGUAAUCAUAUUGUGGUUUUGGCACGUAAAACCCCUGAAAUUUUAAUGAAUUAUUUGGGUAAAAGGUAGGUAGGGGAGGCUCUUCGCAUUUCGAAUUACUGCAAAUGUGUAAAGCGUUUUGACAAAAAAAAGGACAGCUUACUGUAAUGUAGGCUUUUAAGUUGCAUCCUUGAAGCUUGUUUAUAUAGAUUUUUUUGUAAGCCACUACUUUGGAGUCAACGUAACAGGUAGAUGGAUUGUUUACAGAGAAGUGUUCUUGUUAUCUUCAGAUUUCUGUACGUGGAAAAAGGACACCAUGGGAGCGACUCAGAUGGUGGAGUCUUCAGCCGAAGUAGGCUACAAGAGGCCAUUCUUUGAAGCAAGCAAGGAUUUCCCCCCGAUGCACCGCUUGGCAACGUUGGCAAUAUUCCCUUCUACUUGGGGGGAGAUGUAGCGUUUUCCUUAAAGGACCUGCAUGAUGCGGCCAUAUCUCCGGAAAAGCAAGUUUAACCUUUACGUUUCUUUGCCUACAGGGCUGCAUUGUUUUAAUGUUACUCAUUUAAAGCUGUUUAAUGACCGCAUUCGCAGAAAAACGAACUGCUCAGAACAGAUUGUUAUUGGGUUAGUGCUUAUUGAAUGGUAAUUCGUCAAAAAGGGCAUUCAGUUUCAGAUGAUCACAUAACUCUUGGAGAUGCAAUUUCGUCAACAUAUUUGUCCUGCUAGAAUGACAUUACCCCUUAGUGGACAUGGAUUACACUACCCGGGCACAUAUCGGUCUAGAAAUUUACAACCUACUUGGCGGUUGCUAGCAUAAUCGUAAUUUUUUCGUUAUAGGCACCCGAAUAACUUUGUUGACAUAUAUGUAAAGUUUUGUUUGGAAGUGUGCUUCUUUGUUUCUUUCCUGAGAAAGCAUUUUCUUGAUACACUAGCAAGACAAUGGUACAGAAGCUAGGCACGAUGUACUAUCAGCGUCAAAUGAAAGCCGAACAGCGGAGCGCGUGCCACAAGCACUGUUAACAUUAUAGUGCGCGCCGUGCUGUCAUCAACACUGAACGGCGAGCGCAUCCGGUGUGGCAGCACUGCGCGAUCCCCCUAUAGUGCGUUAUCUUCACUUCUGUUCCAGAUUUCGUAUGGUGGUAGCGGUGGCUGGCGUGAGCGUUCGAAGCGCUUUUCGUCGUAUCGCUCGCAGUUCUUCGCUUUUACUCCAGUGCUGCAUUGUAAUCAGCGUCGCGGCACGAUAAAAAGAAAAGAUACAUCUAAUCGCUUUGUGGUUGUGUUUGUGAUUUCAAGCUAUCGUUUCUUUUUUGUUCAGCACAACCUUUUCCAACCACAAGCGAUCAGCACGCCCAUGCCGGCAACCGUAGCAGCUGCGAGCGAUAUACCGCGAUGCGCAGGUUUGCCGAUCGAAUGCACGAAUGUUGCAGAAUUUUCGCUUCUGUUUUCUUUUUUUUUCUUCCUUUCAAAAAUACUAGUGGGAACACAGGCAAAAAAAAUCGCACUUCAGUGGGGUGGCGCUGUACAAACCGGAUGUGUGGGCCUGUCUGCGCUGAUGACUGGAUGGCGCGCACUAUGUUGUUUCUAAUGCUUGUGGCACGCGCUCCGCUGUUCGGCUUUCAUUUGACGCUGAUAGUACAUACUGCUCUUGCACAUUAUCUUGUCACUUGGGCAUUGUCACAGCUGUUACAGGAAAAGCCUGCGGCUAAAAAUGUGCAUAACUUGUCGUGCCCAUUUUUGGCUGCUAGCGCGGAGAAGGAGCAAUUACAAGGUGACCAAGGCAAUUCUGCAUUGACAAGCCACUUCGCUGAGCCCCACUGCAAAAGGAUAUUUAACUAUCGUCUGAGCAGAGCCCGUCUGGUCAUAGAGACUGCCUUCGGCAUAAUGGCACAAAAGUGGCGCAUCCUGCGCCGCCCGUUCAAAGCUAAAGAUGACAAAGUGAGAAGAAUUAUCUCUGCUUGUGUCCUUCUGCACAACUUCCUGCUCAAGAAGUUCUCCACUUCCCAGUCUGCAUACUGCCCUCAUGGAACAGCUGACCACCUAGACUGGCUAGGAAACAUCACUGAAGGCAGCUGGAGGGCCGAGGAGAGCAGCAACACUGCACUGCUACCACUGCGUAGCACAGGCUAUCACUCAACCAGAGCUGCCUACAGAGUGCGAGACCUCCUUGCCAAGUACUUCGUCACUGAUGGCGAGAUCCCUUGGCAAGAGUACAUGAUCAAGAACACAACACUGUGCAGUGUAAUAAAGAUAACCAAGAAAAGUCAUGCUGAGCUCACAUUGGUUCUUUCAAGACUGGACCCAUCAGAGACAUCAUUGACUUGAAGUGUGCCCACUUCACGGUUGGUACAUCAGCUGCACCUGCUCCGCUUCUCAUCGAGUCUUUGAUUUUAUUGCGGUGCUUGUUGAAAGUGUCCUUCAGGUUCUUGAAUUUGUUUUGAGCAGCUAUUCCUGCAAACAUUUGAUUUAUUUAUACACGCAUGCGUGCAGCGGCUGAGCUGUGGUUUAAAAUAUAGUUAGCUAUUCACAGGUGAAAGAGACUCUUUAUAAGAAAAAACAGAUUUUUACCGGCACGUGUAUAACCGCUGGCAUGUAUACUCUGUAAAGGGAUGGGGAAUGGGAAUAAAACAUUCCAAUGGAUAGUGGAAAAAAAUGAGAACAAAAAUAAAUGUGAAAUGCGCAAGCAGACCUGAUACUAUAAUAAUUACAGGUGAGAUGAAUUUAGGCUUUUCUAUAUGAAAUAGUAUACUUCUUUGUACUGGUAUAAUAUUUGCUGCACUGUUCAUAUCUGCAUUUAUUCAGUGCCAAUAAAAUAAUGUAGCUGUGGAAUACUAUUUGUUGAAUAUCUAAUUACACUUUCACCUUAAAGUAUUUUACAUGCAGAAUAAAUGAAAACAAAUUGUACAGAUAACGGAACACAGGGCAAUAGUGCACAAUAUGUUCAUGUUUCCGUAUGACUCGCCUGCAAAACGUGUAUAUUCGUAGUGCGCCGCUACACAUCAAGUUGCUGUCUCAAAUUGUGCUCCUCGCCACCAUAGAGCAUGCAGCGCAACUGAUGGACACGCAGGAUAGUGAACGGACAUGCUCAGUGUUCGAAAUAGCAUUCUGGAUGUGCGUGGUUUUUCCACCAUGUCCCACCUGGCUGCGCUGUUUACAUUCAGAGAAUGCAGAACCUGCUUGUACACUGGGCUGGCCGGCUGUCAAACAAAAACAAACGUGCUCGCCAGCGUGUUUGGGCACAUGUGUUGCGAUCUUUUAUGGGCAUGACUUCAGAACCAAUUCUGCUUUUCUGACAGCCUAGCGCAAGGCUGUAUUAGCGCAAGGCUGCAGCAUCGCAAGCCUCAGCUGGAGCUUGCAAUAUGAGCACCAAAUUAGGAAGAUCAUAGAACACGCACUUACCCCUCAAUCCAAGUUCACUGCCGAUCUUAUUCCACAGCUCAUCUUUUAGCACGUUUUCCUUGUGCUUGACGUGGCGCUUGUCGAAGAGUACAGGGUAGUUGCAGACCAAUUCUAUCAACAUUUCCGACGUCGCCACAGACUUCGACGACUGCGGCAUGACGCGCGCGUGCGACUCGGCCGCCAUCUUAGAAAUUCUACUCGCGCUACGAUUGGUCCGUGGCGAGGGAAUCCGCCGGCAGCUGCCGCAGAAAUCGGUCCGAGACCGAUCGGCGCGGAAAGGGCUAUUCCGGCGGAUCUCGCGGCCACCGAACUCGGUUCCGCGCCGCUCCAGACGCCGAAUGUCUCAGUGUGAACGCGCCGAAUCGUCCACCGCCACUACUGCCUGAAGUGUACUUGAUUCCCUCGUAGCGCCGUGUUUAUAUCAGUAUCAUGGGUCGUGUCGCUUAUUUUUCCAGGAAGGUGGCGCUGCAGGAGUCGUCACGGGAAACCAUUUACGAUAACUCAAACGGAAGCUCUAUACUUUUCGAAGUGAGCUCAGGGUGCCUUAGAACAUGCACUUAAGAAGCGAGCUACAAUAAAAAAGAAGCAUGUGCUUGCUACGGUAAAGCUAGGGACACGGUGGAGCAUGCUAUAUUAGAAUGGGAAGAUACCUGCCCGGCGGUCGAUUUAGGCACCUUUGGCCUCCUUGGAGCUCUUGGAUUCAGCGAGAGCAGGGGAAAGUAAACAUGUGCACAACAGACAUUAGUAAGAGGCGAUAUGAAGAUUGGUGGAAGUAGGGAAACGACAAACAACGUACAAAAACCAAGUUCACCAGAAAGUUUGGUGAUGGAAAUUCUUCGUGCUUCUACAGCGAACCUGUUAAGGGCUCACUCUUUGAUGGUCGCGUCCGGUAAUAGAAAAAAACUCUCUUUGGCGGUAUGCUGUAUGUGCGAGUGAAAGCGCGCGAGGGUGAGGGACGCGCGCUUUCAUGGGGAGCGAACGCACAGCGG
Messenger RNA from Dermacentor silvarum, 6423 nucleotides. RefSeq lists its product as uncharacterized. The record is from RefSeq and is a predicted model, not a curated record. Lineage: Eukaryota; Metazoa; Arthropoda; Arachnida; Ixodida; Ixodidae. The transcript has 3 exons. Gene Ontology annotation, biological process: symbiont-mediated perturbation of host defenses. The coding region runs from base 3428 to 4360 and encodes 310 amino acids. Gene Ontology annotation, molecular function: amine binding.